Athene cunicularia (burrowing owl) is the source of this 2465-nucleotide messenger RNA. RefSeq names its product meiosis specific nuclear structural 1 (gene MNS1). NCBI's taxonomy places the organism in Eukaryota, Metazoa, Chordata, Aves, Strigiformes, Strigidae. Gene Ontology annotation, biological process: cilium organization. Bases 1 to 1287 code for a protein of 428 amino acids. Gene Ontology annotation, cellular component: motile cilium. The transcript has 9 exons. The record is from RefSeq and is a predicted model, not a curated record.
AUGGUGCCGCCGGGGGUUGCGGCACAAGAGGACAAAAACCGGAGAGACCUGCAGCUGGAGCGGGAGGAGAGGCUGGCGGCUGAGCUGGCGAGGCUGAACCGCGAGAAACUUAAAGACGCAAAGUUGAGGCAGCAAGUAAGAGAGAACAGUCUUGAACUUCGAGAAUUAGAAAAAAAGCUGAAAUCUGCUUACGUGAAUAAGGAGAGAGCUGCACAGAUCGCUGAAAAAGCAGCUCUACAGUAUGAGGAAAUGAAAUGUGAGCGUGAAAGAGCCCAAAAGAUGAAAGAGGAGUAUGAGAGGGUAAUAAAAGAAGAAAGUUCUGCAGAACUGAGGCGAAACGAGGAGAAAAUAAUGUAUCAGCAAGAACUGGAGAAACAACUUGAGGAACAAGAGAAGAAGAAGCAGGAUGCUUAUAAAGAGUUUCUAAGAGAGAAACUCAUGAUUGAUGAGAUUGUAAGAAAGAUCUAUGAGGAAGACCAAAUGGAAAAACAACUGAAGUUAGAUAAAAUGAGAGCAACUCAGAUGUAUAUUGAAGAAUUUAAAAAAGAACAAGCUAUCUGGAGGAGAAGGAAACUGGAAGAGAUGGAAGAAGAAAAUAGGAAAAUUACGGAGUUUGCCAACAUUCAGCGACAAAGAGAAGAAGAUCGGAUGGCUAAAGUUCGAGAGACUGAGGAGAAAAAACAAAGACUUCAAAGCAUGAUGGCCCAGAAUCUGCAACGAGAACAACAGAAGCGUGAGGAACUGGAACGACUCCGCCAAGAGCUGUAUCUGGAGGAACAAGCGGAGACAGAACGGCAGAAGGAGCUGGCAGAAAUUGAAAAGAGAAUAAGGCAACGCCUAGACUUAAGGCGAACAUACGAAGAGCAAUUUGCUUUCAAGCAGACAGUGCAGCAAGCUGUGCGAGGAGAGGAAGAAGCCUUCAGGCAGCAGCUGUUGGCCAAGUUCGCAGAGGAUGAUCGCGUCGAACAGAUGAAUGCUCAGAAACGAAGAAUGAAACAGCUCGAACACAGAAGGGCUGUGGAAAAAUUUCUUGAAGACCGUCGCAAGCAGUUUAUUGCAGAUAAAGAGCAUGAACUCGAAGAAAGAAAGUUAGAUGAGAGAAGACAAGAAAACAUCCGUGCAAUUGUUGAAGAAGAGAGACAGAAACUCUUGAAGGAGCAUGCGUCAAAAUUAUUGGGUUAUCUUCCUCGCGGAAUACUCAAAGACGAAGAUGAUGUUAAUAUGCUUGGACAGGAAUUUAGACUGGCUUAUCAGAAGAGAAGAGGUAAUGAAUUUUCAGAGAGCUGAAAUUUCCCCCAUUUCAUCUCCUGGUUUGCCACUAGGUGUCACCUGAUUUCUGAUGAAAAUUCCCUGUUAACAGCGAGGAACUCCCCUUUAAUGCCAUAAAGUCUCCAUUUUAAGACUGCAGCUCCAAGCUGAUGAGCAGUUGGGUUUGUUUGUUAUGUUUUAAUUGCAGUUUUCAUCAGUAAACUGUACGGACCUCUGUUAUUCUCAGUGAUGCAGCAACAUUAAAAAUGUCUUCUCCAGCAGCUCUCCUGGUGUGAAUUCACACGUGUAUUUCAGUAUAAAAUUCUCUUAAAGGUCUAUUUCUGCUGUAAUUUCAAGAUUUACCUGUACUGGCAUCACACUAUUAAAAUAUUAAUCCAAGUGUAGUCUGUCUCAAAGGGGUAGGUCUGAGUUACUUGUUUCACUGUUAGUUCAGGUUACGUUGCUGGUAGGAUCUAGGCAGAGAUGCUUCUCCAUUUUGGGAUCACAAUCACCAUUUAUACUUUUCUUUCAGUGCAUAAACUUAGGAUUUAUGUGCCAUGCUCCUAUUCAUUUAAUCUGGGGGAAGAGUCCAUUGAAAUAGCUGAGGUUUGACAGAGGUUCAUGCAAGCAGCUCAGGCUUUUAUUGCUCCUGUCCAUUAAUGUACAAAUGAUAUGUUCAGCUUGUCUACACUCAAACUUCCCUCCACUUCUUGACUAUAAUGAUGACGUGACGAAAUCUUUAGAGAGGUAAUGCUUGUGGAGCACCUCUAUGAGUAUGGAGCCAUCACUCCUGACUGUAUCCCAAAGCAGCAGCUGAUGGCCAGGGAAAGAUUUAAUACUUUGACCUUGACUAAAGUAGCAUUUUUAGACAGUACAGGUGUAUCAGAUUAUGGAGUCUGGACAGGGAGGGGCAGGUCCCAGCUGUGUUCUCGCCAGCCGUUAGUCUCUAGGGGACACUAAACCCUGGCUUCUUGGGGCUGAACAUUGCUUUAGGUGUAGUGUUCAACGCUGAAACAGAGCAGACUGGUAACUUGUUGGAGUAUUCCUUGCACAGUCGCUGCUUCUCUGCUCAUUACUGAAACUUCAGUAGAAAUUUGUAUUUCAUACAAUAUUACAACACAAGCUCUCAGGCUUAUAAAAGUUAAACAAUUUAAACAUAAGCAAAAUCAACAAAAUCACUUCACUUGGCCUAUCGAGUUAUUAACUAUUAAAAAGCG